AUGGCAUUUGACGAAAAACAAACUCAACAACAACAACAACAACUACAACAACAACAACAACAACAACCAAUUUAUGCUCCACAACAACAACAACAACAACAACAAUUUAUGGCACCACCAAUGGCAAUUGUUCCACAAGUUGGACAAAUGGCUAAACAUAAAAUUCAAGCAGAACAUGAAUGUGGUUACAAUGUGACUGGUUUUAAAAAUUGUUACCCAUCUCAAUUAUCAAAUAAUUUAUCAAGUGAAGAAUAUGCAUUCAUUGUUGAAAAAUUAAAUAGAUUAAUACAUAGUUUCAGAAAAACUGGCCUUGUCAUUACUUUACUCUAUAUUUUCGUUCAAUUCUCUUUGGUCUCUUUAUUAAUUUUCGGUUCAAUGGAUAAUUCAAUGGCUUUAAUUGGUUCUUACAUUGCUCUCAAUAUAUUAGUAGUAAUUAUCUAUAUUAUUAUUCUUGUUACAAGAAAUAGACGUUUUGUAGAAAGCUUAAAAUGUACUGUAUCAGAAAUCAAUUCUCAAUAUACUAAUCGUAAUAUUAGACUUGAAGCUUAUAGAAAAGUUGCUAGACGUGUAUUCAUUGUUAAAGCAAGAAUUUAUUAUCCACCAACUUUAGUCUUCACACAAGCUCCACAAAUGUAUAACUAUCAACAACAACCACAACAACAAUAUUAUGCACAAUCUCCAGUUUACCAACAACAACAACCACAAUAUGUUCCACAACAACCACAACCACAAUAUGCUCCACAACAACAACAACAAACCUAUGGAGGUUAUACUUUAGAUGACAAAACAACCGACUCAUCUCCACUCAUUUAA
Molecule: messenger RNA, 813 nt
Organism: Dictyostelium discoideum AX4
Lineage: Eukaryota; Evosea; Eumycetozoa; Dictyosteliales; Dictyosteliaceae
Exons: 2
Coding region: 1-813 (270 amino acids)
Source: RefSeq, a predicted model, not a curated record